Bradysia coprophila is the source of this 1366-nucleotide messenger RNA. RefSeq names its product cholesterol 7-desaturase nvd (gene nvd). Gene Ontology annotation, cellular component: cytoplasm. Gene Ontology annotation, molecular function: 2 iron, 2 sulfur cluster binding; oxidoreductase activity. Gene Ontology annotation, biological process: cholesterol metabolic process. The record is from RefSeq and is a predicted model, not a curated record. Lineage: Eukaryota; Metazoa; Arthropoda; Insecta; Diptera; Sciaridae.
CUGACUUUCUUUUUGUUUUUGUUUCAGAUAAUACGUAACCCUCUUAAACAAAAUGUUUCCGAUAUAUCAAUUAAUUUACUCUAUAUCAUUGGGCAUUCUAUCAAUUGUCAUCUUUAAAUUUGUAAAAUGGCUUCUGACACCGUACAAUUGGAUUAGGGAUAUAACAGAUAUUGGAUACAAUCACAUUCACGAGUCGUACAAAAGUAAGAAUUCAGCUGUAUUGGCCAUAAAUCGAUUGAAACGUUUGCGAAAUGUUGGGGAUAAACUACCGCCACCAUAUCCAAAUGGGUGGUUGUCGGUGGCAGAGUCGACAAGUGUUAGAGCGGGUCAAGCUAUUAGUGUCGAUGUUUUAGGACAAAAUUUCGUAGUUUUUCGUACGGAGAGCGGUGAGGUGCAUAUAUUUGAUGCGUAUUGUCCGCAUUUAGGAGCAAAUUUAGGUGUCGGUGGUAUUGUUAAGGGUGAUUGCAUCGAAUGUCCUUUUCAUCAAUGGUCGUUUCGAGCUAGCGAUGGAGAGUGCACAAAUAUUCCAUAUAGUACAAGUGGAUUCGUUCCAAAAUCGUCUAAACUUAAAAAAUGGAAAUCAUGCGAGGUGAACGGUGCAAUAUUUGUUUGGCAUCACGCAGAAGAUGAUGAACCAUGGGAAUUACCGGUGGUCAAAGAAAUUGACUCUGGUGAAUGGUGCUAUUACGGUAGAAAUGAAUUUUUAAUUAGUUGUCACAUACAAGAGAUCCCCGAAAAUGGGGCUGAUGUUGCACAUUUGAAUGCUGUGCAUGGGCCUAAUAUGCUGACUGGUAGUGACAUACGGUAUUCACGACAACCUUGGGCAUCGUUCGGUAUUCACUCGUGGAAUGCACAAUGGUCUGCUUGCACAGAGGAAAAUAAACAGCAUUUAGCUACAAUGACUUUAACUCAUUCGAUCAAAUUGUUUAAUAAAAUCGAAGUGAGUAGCAUGGACGUUAACGUGCGACAGGUUGGUCCUGGAUAUGUUCAAUUAUUUAUAACAUCAUCAUUUGGUAGAUUUGUAAUCUUACAAACAGUGGUUCCCGUAGAACCAUUAGUGCAAAGGGUAAUUCAUCGCUUCUACUUACCGAAAGGCCUAGCAUUAUUUUCCAAAUUUACGAUUUGGGGAGAGAGCGUGAUGUUUGAACGUGACAUGAUGAUCUGGAAUAAUAAACGGUACAUCGACACGCCAUGCCUUCUCAAGGAAGACCGAGCGAUUAAAGCCUUUCGUAAUUGGUUUAGUCAAUUUUAUUCUCAAAAUAGUAAAAGCUUUGCGAACAAAUUAGAUUGGUAAAAUUUGAAGUCUUUUCUUUAUAAGUUUAAAAGUAUCUAAGAAACAUCAAGAUUUUAGUCGAUUAUUAAAUAU